AGGAAAGAGAGUAAGAGAGAGGAGAUAAGAAGUUUGCCUGGCUGCUAAUCUGUCUAUCUCUCGCCGCCCGUCUGUCAUCACCUCACGCACAACCAUUUCAAUGUGACGGAAAAAUAAGGAAAAUACAACACGGAACAACAUUAACCCCACCCCCAAAAAAAAAAAAAUAAAUAACUCACCUCUUAUUAUGACGUGAAAAGAAAGAAACAAACUAAAACAACACGGUUCUUCUCUCUUUUCCUCCUCCUGUUUCACUUUCUCUCUCACUUCAACGAUCUCCAAUUUCCCUCCACAACAAGACCAGUACGUAACCUGGAUUUAUCUCUUCUCCGUAGCCGAUAAAUUCCCCCCAACAUAGGAAGAGCAGAAGCCGCAACACAGGAACGAGAAGCAAGGAACUUAAUUUUACCACAAACUGAGGAGAUAGGGAGACACAGAGACACAUAGAGACAGUUAAUACAUUCCAGUGAGCAAAGAGAGGAGACUGGCGCCGCAGCAAGGGGGUCAUAAGACGCGUCGAAGAAGAGUAAACACGAAACACUUAGUAAUGUAAUAUAGAAAGACUGAACCAAUAUUUUCUCUUGGUACUGGCGGAAAAGUUAACAAGUGGAGGCGUAACUCUUGUAACUAAAUUAACCUAACCUAACGUAAUACUCACCCUUCACCGCCGCCACACCACGAGUCUCCACCACCCCGCGUGCCCACCACACCACCACAACACCCCCAAAACUUAGUCAAACAGGAAGAAUCUGAGACUGUAAAUUCACGAUGGGUUCAAAAACUACUACUGCUACUGCUGCUGCUACUUCUGCUGCCACGAGGACGCCGCCGCUGCUUCGCCCUUCCCUGCACCGCCACCUGCUCCUCCUGCUGCUCUCCUCGCUCCUCGCCAGGCCAGGAUCAGCGCUUAAAUGGAUCCGAUUCCACGUGCCGGAGUGGGCGGUGCGAGGCGGGGAGGUGAUGCUAACGUGCCAAUUCGAUCUCGCGCAGGACCGUCUAUACUCCGUCAAGUGGUACAAGGCAGGGCGUGAGUUCUAUCGCUACGUGCCCGCCGAGAAGCCGCCCAAGCAAGCCUUCCCCUUCAAGGGCGUGACGGUGGAUACGGAGAAGAGCAGCGCCCAGCACGUGGCUCUGAAGGGCGUCACGCUGGACACCGCGGGCCGCUACAAAUGUGAGGUGCUGACGGAGGCGCCGCUCUUCAAGACACUCGUCAAGUCCUCAACCCUCAUGGUGUACGAGCUUCCAGACGGGGGGCCCAAAGUGCAGGGAGGGCAGGAGCAGUACAGGACAGGUGAGGUGGUUAACCUUACCUGCGAGGCUCCUAAAUCCAUCCCAGCCACCACCCUCACCUGGUACAUCAAUGAUCAGCAGGCGCCGCAGGACUACCUGGUGGAGUAUCACCCUCACCCAGACGCCGAGGGCCGCGUCGCCUCCCGCCUAGGACUUCGCUUCAACGCCCAAGAGUGGCACUUCCCGGACGGUCGACUGGCAUUACGCUGCUCCGCCUCUCUGCAUCCACUCUACCGCAAGGAGGCUCACCAUGAGGGCAUUGUGGCGCCUCGGAGCCCUCUCAGUUUGGGCCAUGAUGCUAGUGGUUGUUCCCUCGCGGUGGUGAAUGUGGUGAUGGUGGUGGUGAGUCUUCUCCUGGCCCUCACCACUCGCCACUAACACCAUGGACACCCUAGUCACCAUUUCCAAGGCCUACGGUGGUGAUGGUGCUUAUAUGGUGCCAGUAUUCCCUCUCCCUCUCUCUCUCCCUCCCCUCUCACCAUCCUUCGCCAUCACCACUUCUCUAUUUCUUGUGGUGGUGGUGAGACGUGUGGUGACGGGUUUUCAAUGGUGCCAUAAAUCUUUACACUGUCAUCCCUCUCCUUGUCAUCACUAUUAUGUUCUGUGGUGGUGAUAAUGGUGAUAGUGGUGAUGGUGAUGAGGUCUCAGUCAUCACCUGUUAUCACGGUUGCCUUAGAUGUGGUGAUAUGAUGGUGAUGGGGGUUAAGAAAUCUGUCAUCACUAUCAUUUCAGUUAUGGUGAUGAUAUGGUGUUGUAAAACAUUACGAAUCGCCAUAAUUGAAGUGAUAGUGAUGACUGUUCAUUCUUAUUUCCUGUCAUCACCACUGCCUUAAGUAUGGUGAUAUGAUGGUGACAGGAGCUAUGAAUCAUCUAACAUCACUAUCACUUUAGUUUUAGUGAUGAUAUGGUGUAAGACCUUAAGCAUCACCACCACCACCACUGCUAUUAUGGUGCGUGGUGAUGAUGGUGAAUAAUGGUGACAGAUCAUCACCAUCACUACUAUCACCACUUACUAAAGCAAUGGUGACGGUGAGAGAGGUGAUAUUACUCUUACGUCACUUUCACCACACUCUCACUAUCAUCACCAUCAGCAAGUGGUGACAAGGAGGGGAGUGAUGGUGACAGUAUGGUGCAUUCUAGCUUCAUGGCGGUAUAUUAAUGGUGAUGCUGCUUCAAGUGGGAUAAAAAAAAAAAAAAAAAAGUAAAAAAAAAAAA
Messenger RNA from Scylla paramamosain (green mud crab), 2505 nucleotides. RefSeq lists its product as uncharacterized. The coding region runs from base 769 to 1668 and encodes 299 amino acids. The record is from RefSeq and is a predicted model, not a curated record. NCBI's taxonomy places the organism in Eukaryota, Metazoa, Arthropoda, Malacostraca, Decapoda, Portunidae. The transcript is spliced from 6 exons.